Molecule: messenger RNA, 1393 nt
Organism: Arachis ipaensis
Lineage: Eukaryota; Viridiplantae; Streptophyta; Magnoliopsida; Fabales; Fabaceae
Source: RefSeq, a predicted model, not a curated record
AGCAAUGCUCUAUGAAAAUGACAAUGAACUUCAUAUUUGAGGGGAAAAAAGAAGAAAAAAUAAAAUAAAUUUUCAGAAAAUGAAAUUUUUAAUAGUAAUCUGCCUUCCAAAUAAUAUACUAGUAACUAUUUUCAAGUUUCAAUUCAAGCAGUACAUGCUUCAUUUUGUUUAUCCAUUUAAUUAAUUAAAAAAAAAAGACAAAAAAGAAAAAGAAAUUAAGUAAAAAAAAAGAAGAAAAAAGGUUAUUGGGGUUCUCAAUCCAACUUUAAUUUCCAACCUUGGGGCACUAAAUUUGAUUGAUCUUAUCCAAUAUCUGUUAACCAAAGAGGAUCAAAAAUCCUUUGGCUGUUGAGAAAAAUGAAAACAAGGCCAAAGGCCAAACCUUUAUAUAAAACAAUUUGGGGAAAGAAGAACAACAGUGGUGCUAAAUUUUGUUUCUCCAUAUUAGGGUUUUAGGAUCUUAAGGUGACAGAUCUCUCUGUCUCUCUCUUUCUGUUUCUGCAUUUGGAUUUUGUAAAUGCAACUCUGUAGAUAUCUUCCAUCUUGGCUUUGUGAAUUUCUGGCGUGUAUGGGAGGUUGCCUUGGACACUUCACAAAAAUGCCAGCAAUUCUUUUGGUGGACGAGGCAUCCGUAGGACUAAUACCUCAUGACCAAGCUGCAAGGAAAGACAGCAGAUCAGAAGAUUUCUGGAGCAGCAGCACUAUUGACAUCGAAUAUGCACUUCGGUCCCAGAGGAGUGCCUCAUCAAUUGGCAUAUCCUUUGAUCCUCAAAAUAGUGCUGCCCUUGCGAACGAUCAUCCUGAAUUUGUCAAUCAUGGUCUUAUUCUCUGGAACCAGAUGAGGCGACAUUGGGUUGGAAAUCUAAGGCAGCAAAGGCGGAAACAAGUUGGAGAACCCAGAUUAAGAGAGAAGGAGGAAAAGACAAAAAUACAGCAGCAACAACAACAAAAGAAUGACGAUAAGAAGAAAACAUGUGAAGAAGAAGGAACGCGAAAAAGGAGGAGAAAGAGGAACGCGAAGAAGAAGGCGAAGAAGAAGAAGACGCUCCGUGCGUAAACGAGCGUGAAAAGAAGAAGAAGAAGAAGAAGCGUGGGACGAUUUCGUGUGUAUUGGGCGGGAGAAGAAGAAGAAGCGUGGGACGAUUUCGUGUGUAUUGGGCUCCGUUUUGUUUUUGUUACAAUAACAAUCCUUUGUAUAAGUAAAAAGAUAAAUUAAUAGAAACAAAACAAAAUGCAUGGAUGAUUGGCUACAACAGCAUUGGUGAAGAGGCUUGAAAGUUUGAAUUUGUGAUUGGUUGUUCGUAGCUAUAGAAUUCAAAUUGAAGUUAUUUCGGUUGUAUCUUUUAGGAUGUUUUGAUUAUGCUUUAACUCUCAGAAUUCAUGUUUCACAGUU